Messenger RNA from Chanos chanos (milkfish), 6070 nucleotides. It is a transcript of the gene ltn1, whose product is annotated as listerin E3 ubiquitin protein ligase 1. Gene Ontology annotation, cellular component: RQC complex; cytosol. The coding region runs from base 51 to 5387 and encodes 1778 amino acids. NCBI's taxonomy places the organism in Eukaryota, Metazoa, Chordata, Actinopteri, Gonorynchiformes, Chanidae. The record is from RefSeq and is a predicted model, not a curated record. Gene Ontology annotation, molecular function: ribosomal large subunit binding; ubiquitin protein ligase activity; zinc ion binding. The transcript is spliced from 30 exons. Gene Ontology annotation, biological process: rescue of stalled cytosolic ribosome; ribosome-associated ubiquitin-dependent protein catabolic process.
GAAGUGGACAAGAAAUUGAACUUUCGGGCACAGAAGCCGCAUAGUUCAAUAUGGGGGGCAAAAAUAAACAGAGAACGAAAGGAAACGUUAGGCCGUCAAGUAGUGGGAGAGCUGCAGAACUACUAGCCCGGGAGAGUGGGGUUGUUCCUGGAUUUGUGGGGUUUGGCAUCUCAACGUCCAAUGACCCGGGAUAUGUACCAGCCGUCCACGGUGCAGAGGAAAUAGACAAUCUAGUGGACGCGGAUUUUCGCUUGGUUUUAAGGAAACUGUCAAAAAGAGAUGCAGUCACCAAAUUAAAGGCAGUGCAAGAAUUUGGUGCAAUGUGUCAAGAACGGGAAUCAGAAACAGUGAAAGGCGUGCUUCCCUACUGGCCGAGGAUAUACUGCAGGAUAUCAGUGGACCACGACCGGCGUGUCAGAGAAGCAACACAGCAAGCCUUUGAGCAGCUGAUUCUGAAAGUGAAGAGGAACCUUGCUCCCUACCUAAAAAGCAUCAUGGGCCACUGGCUCAUUGCCCAAUGUGACACGUACCCCCCCGCAGCCUCCGCGGCUAACGUCGCCUUCCAGGCCGCUUUCCCUCUCAACAAACAGCCAGAGGCACUCAGCUUCUGCAAGGAUGAAAUCCUAAGUGUUCUUCAAGACAACUUACUCAAAGAAACUCCAGACACACUGAGUGACCCACAGAGCGUGCCUGAAGAGGAGAGAGAGAUGAAAUACCUACGUUUGCUGACCAGUUCACUGCUGGCACUGAAAAAGCUUUUGACCGUUUUGCCCCAGAGCGACAGAGACUCCCUCUGCGACCGUCUGUCCAAGCUCAUCGCCCAGGCCAAGUUUUGGAAAUACAGCAAGCACAAAACCCCACAGAUCCGUGGGGCUUUCUUCGAGGUGGUGGCCACGCUUUGCGAGCAUAUGCCGGACCUGAUCCGAGCAGAAGCUCCCAGGGCUUGUUGUGCGGUUCUCCUCAGCAUCGAUGACACCGACCCUGUGGUCUUACCCCCCCUGUGGGAGGCCGUCCUGCACGUCCUCGCCAGCAUUCCCGACUGUUGGACGCACGUGAACGCGAGGAAAGGGGUGUUGCCCAAGCUCUGGGUCCUUCUGAGGGACGGGGGGAAAGGCUUGGCCACCGCUCUACACCCCAACAUGCUUCCGUUUAUCAGUAAACUACCAGAGGAGGUCACUCAGCCCAAACUGGACUUCUACGGCACCUUCUUCACCUCCAUAAUACAAGGUCUUUCUAGUGAGCGUGCUGUAGCCAGUCCAGCAGAGGGCGCAGCUAUCAUCUUUGCCACGGUGGAGUGUCUGCGUUUCUGCAUGCUCCAGAACACAGGCGAGGAGGAGGAGCAGCGUCGCAUCCGAAACAUGCUGAUCUCUGAUCAGAUCCUGCCUUUGAUUGAUGGUGCCAUGGGAAGCCCGGGGCUGCAGGGCGGUCCGCUGUUUCCCCAGGUCACAGAGAUGCUGGUCUCCUGGGAGAAGAGGGCGGGUCUCGCCGGAGAAAGCAGGCCGGCGGAAGAGGAGGCCACGUUCCAGAGGCUGCUGGGAGACUUUUGGGAGGGCCUGGGCCAGCUCUGCGUGCGUUACGUGGACGCGGAGGAGUCCGAACAGCUGGCUCUGGAGGGCAUAGCCUCUCUGCUUCAGAUCAUGCAAAAUCCAGAAAGCUGCUCCAAAAAACAGGCCAAGAAGAAGAAGGGUAAGACGGUGAAGAUCAGCUUCUCAGAUCUGGAAGGGAAGGAGGAAGGGGAAGAGGCUCAGCGGGAAGCCCCGGUUAGUCAUCCUUUGGACGGGCAAGAGAACCCGAGCUCUCCCCUAAAGAGCAGCCACCUGCUGGAGCUCGUGUGCCAACUGGCCGAGCUCAACAUGGUUUACGUGAACGAGCGGAACUCGGAGAGGCACAUUCGUUUUCUCUCCAUGCUUUUGGGAGCUUUCCCCAGUCCUCAGGUCUUCCAGGUACUGCUGAAAGAAGAACCCGAAGCCAACCUCCUGGAGUCGGAACUGGGUCCGGAGCUGGCCCAGAACCCGGCCGUACACUUCCUCCUGCAGAGGGUGGUGGUGUGGCUGAGACAGGACAGUAGGAAAGACACAGAUUUUCUGGUGGACAUGGUGUUUAGUGUACUACAGUGCUGCAGCACCAAAGCACAGAGGACCCUGAUUCUUAACCACCUGACCUUGAUGGAUUUGAAAUGGAGUGUUAUUCUUCAGAUCAUACAAAAGGCCUGCGCUGAUGCAGUGUGUUUGGAUGUGUGCUGGAGCUGGAUGAAGGGUCAGGUACUGGGGGAGAGAUUAGUGCAGCUGGCUGGAGACUUGUGUGAGGUCGGCCUGAGAGGAGCCAACGUCCCCUCCACUGCCAGCUCUCCAAAACACAGCCACAGCUGGGCCCUUAUCAGCCUGGUGCUCUCUCACCAGCACGACGACGAUUGUCUCAUUGGGAAGGUGUACGUGGAAAAGAUUAUCGAUCAGCUUCACGCCACGCUGUCGGAGGCUAAGGACAUUUCCGACGCCGGGAACGUGGAGCCGCUGGUCUCCUUCAUCUCGGACGUGGCCUCCACCUUCUUCUCCUCCGUGAAAGGCUGCCUCCUCCUGGCCUCCGCGGAGGAGCUCCUCCUCACCCUUUUCCAGCUAUGUGCUCAGGACCAGUCUGUCACUCACCUCUCAGAUUCUCUGCUCCUCAAGCUCAAACAAGCUUUCUUAGCUGGCGUCCGUUCGCUGGUCAAUCAUUUGGGUUCUUCAGUCACGAAAGGGACUUUUCUACACAAUGCCGCUGUCUGGGUGAAAACUCAGGUGCAGGCUUCACCGCUCACUGUGAAAAGUUUGCAGGUUUUGGUCCAAACGGUUCUGAGCUUGGUUGAGACGCUGGCGACGGGCCAACAGAACGGCAGCUGUCUCCUUUCUCAGUUCAUCUGCUGCCUGUCACCCAGCGAAGAGGAAUGGAGCAAGCUCAGAAAAGCCCUACCCCCUCAGUGGGUAAAGUGCCCUCUGCUGACAGGGCGACUCAGGAUGACCUGUGACUACCCCUGCAGGGACACAUGGAAACCGAAGGCAUCACUCCGACUUCCUGCCCACCUCUGUGUAUGUGCACUGCUGGGUAGAGUCAGCUUUACUGCAGUACCCCUCGAUGACCAGCAGGAGGCAGACUCUGCCCUGCUCUCUGAGCUUAGACACACGGCGGCAGAGAUCCUGUACGCGCUACAGUGGUGUGAGGAGAUGGAAUAUUCCCCCAGCGCAGUGUCCGAAUACCACAGAAUGCUCCAAGACUGGAAAUUAACAGAGACCGUCCGCGCCGACGGCUCGAUGGCGUCUGGCAUUCUGAAAACACUCUUCUCAAGGUCUUUAGAGGAAGGCUCCCUGUGGUCUUUGACUCUGGCGUGCUACGUUCAGACAGCUGACCUUGCUGCUAGCGACAUCAAGGGUCUUUACAACAACGUGGAGAGCUUUUUCAGCCUGUCUGAGCAGAGCGUUGGCACUGUUCAGGCGCUCUGUCCCUGUCUGCCUGCUGAAGACAGAGAGGCCAUCGUCGCCCUGUCUGUCGCCGAACUGCUCAACUGGCAGGAGAAAGAGCAAGACUGCAUUCACAGCGUUGGGGCGUGCCUUGCUGUUCUGCACUGCUGUCUAAAAGCUAACACUGCUGUCGAAGAGGAAAUCCUGCAGGCUGUCAUGGCAACCAUGAUGGAAUGGCGUAAUAGUAAAGAGGAGUGGUUUCUCUUUAACAGUGAUCUAGCGAAGCCGUCUGUUGGAGAGCUUGCCCUGUGUGUGGAGAUGAUGCGUGUCCUUUGCUGGCUUCUGGAUCAUUCUCCCACAAUCCUACACAGUGCACAGUGGGACUUCCUGUUGUGUUCUAUGCUGGCAUGGCUAGAGACUGCCUGUGACAGUAGUGGGGCUUUCUGGAAUCCCUGGGUACAGCUGUUUGUGUGCCAGAACUGUGAGCUUAUUGUUAGGCUCAGUGAGUUCUUUGCAGCACCUCCUGCUGCUGUGGUUGACCAGCUGCCUCCUGAGCUGUGCACGGAGUGGCAGGAAUUCUUUGUGGAUGGAAUUCACACUAUGCUCCUCCCCCUUCUCAUCAAGGUUCCGGUGGAUUUCACAGAGCCAGACGACCCCUCGUUUCCGAUGUCUGUGCUGAGGGCUGUCGGGGAGGCGCUGACCUACAUCCCCGUAGAGCAGCUGACCAAUAACAAACUGCCGGCGAGAUUUGUGGCUGACCAGAAAAGCAACCUGCCCGACCAGCUGCAGACCUUACUCAACACACUCAGUCCACUGCUCCUGUUCAAAGCCCGCCCCCUGCAGCUCACCGUCUACCACAUCCUCCACAAAGUGAUGCCACUGCUGCCGGAGAGCGAUAGUGAGAGUGCACAUGCCAAAUCUGAGGAGGAUGACGGAGAAGAGGCAUGCCUAUCGCCUCCGGCAGCUCUGAUGACUAUCCUCACUGCGACAGAGGAGCUCUUGGAGAACGUUCUGGGUGGUGUGCAGGUGGGCGAGUUUGCCGUCGUGCAGCCCCUCAGCGUGGAACACUGCUGCAUUCUGGGAUACCUGUUGGCAUGGAAACUCAUCCUGACUUUCUUCAAGGCUGCCCCAUCCCACUUGAGAGUCCAGUAUUCCCUCUAUCUGCGAAAGAACCGUUCUCUACACAAACUCCUCCUCCACCUGUUCCGCCUCAUGCCGGAGAACCCCACUAUUCCCGUCCAGGGCUCGGAGUCGACCGGCAAAGAGGCCAGGACCUUCUUUACCGAGAGCCUGUCUCUCUCAGUCAGCAAGACAGAGGGCUUGCAGUUUGAGGUACCCCAUCUGGCCUGCUCUGUGUAUUACACUGCUGUGAAGGAUCUUCCAGCCAUGGUCAGACUCUGGUGUAACAGUCAGGAGAAACGAGUCUUCAGCACAGUGGAUAAAUUCACCAGCAAGUACGUGAGCAGUGUUCUGUCGGCCCAGGAGAUCGCCUCGGUCCAGUCCAGUACCCAGAGCUUUGACAGCAUGACGGUGAAAGCCCGCUCCACCACGCGAGAGGUGAUAGCGACAUAUUCGGUGGACGACAUCUUCAUAGAGCUGGUGAUUCAGCUGCCUCCGAAUUACCCUCUGGGCUCCGUCUCUGUGGAGAGCGGGAGGAGAGUGGGCGUGGCCGUGCAGCAGUGGCGCAAUUGGAUGCUCCAGCUCAGCACCUACCUGACACAUCAGAACGGCAGUAUCAUGGAGGGACUUGCCCUGUGGAAGAACAACGUGGACAAGCGUUUCGAAGGGGUGGAGGACUGCAUGAUCUGUUUCUCCGUCAUCCACGGCUCCAACUACUCGCUGCCCAAGAAGGCGUGCCGCACCUGCAAGAAGAAAUUCCACUCGGCCUGUCUGUACAAAUGGUUCACAUCAAGCAACAAAUCCACUUGUCCUCUCUGCAGAGAGACAUUCUUUUAAUCGCUGCCUCCGCGGACAGACCCGAUUGCUUGCAGUGCGUGUUGGGAUUUAGCUCACUCUGUUCGGCAGCAGAGAGUGAGAGGGGUGUACUUUUCUUUUUUUUUGUAAGUUUGUACCCAUCCUUCACUGUCUGCACCCAAAGAACUGCAAAGUGUUGUGACUUUUGCUGCUCUCUAACUUUCAGACUCUGGGAACUAUUAGUGUGUCUCCAACAGAGAGGAAUGACGGAAACAGUUAUCAUUUUCAGCAGUUAGUCAAUCCAACACUCACCUACCCACCAACUCCAACUUGAAAAGAAAGAAAAAAAAGAGAGAGAGAGAGAGAGAGAGAGAACGAUAGAGCUGACUCAAGCCUGUGGUCUCCUCCAGUGUCCCUGGUCUGAGACACUCUCUCUCUCUCUCUCUCUCCCUCUCUGUCUCUGUCUGUCUGUGUCAUUUCCGCUGUCUGUGUACUUUUAGCUCAGUCAUCGAUGAAAAUCCUUGUCCUAUCCACGAAGAUGAAGAUGUGUGUCCAUCAGAGAAAUGACUAUGAUAAAAGACCCCGAGGGCAGACGACAAACGUGAUGGAGAGAGAAUCUCUCCCCAAAAAAAAAAAAAAAACCCUCAGGAUUUGAAAACUCUGCCAAAAUAGUAUGAUUUGUGAAGGGAACUUUUUUUUUUUUUUUUUUUUGAGCAGAUAAAUCU